CGUUUUUAGCCCCGCCCCCUCGCUCAUUCCAGUUCCCCGUCACGGAGGCGCCCGGCCCAGGCCUGGGGGAGAGGCUCCUCCCCGCGUCCAGUCGCUGUCCUCGGGGUCGCGGAGAGUCCUCGGCAGGACCACCAUCAGAGGUUGAAUUAUUACUGUUGUUUAUUAAACAUUUUAUAAAGGUAACGAGUAAAAAAAGAGAUCCCAUACACUAUGUCUGGUGAAGUUUUUAGCACAACUUUGGCAUAUACAAAGAGUCCAAAAGUCACCAAAAGAACUACUUUCCAGGAUGAGCUAAUAAAAGCAAUUACAGCUCGCUCAGCCAGACAAAGGAGCUCUGAAUACUCAGAUGACUUUGACAGUGAUGAGAUUGUUUCCUUAGGUGAUUUUUCUGACACCUCUAUAGAUGAAAAUUCACUUAAGAAAACAAUAAAUGAUUUCCAGAUAUCAGAUGAUGAAGAAAAUAAUUCUCCUAAACUAUCUUUUUUGAAAACCAAGAAAUCAAAUAGUGACUCAAUGGAAGAGGAGCCAGGCUUAUCUAAUAAAAAAGACGAGGAAAUGGCGCCUGGGAAUUGUGAAGACAGGGUUGUAAAUCCUUUAUCUGAGUCUCAAAAUGAAGACCAGGAAACUGAAAAAGAGAAACUCCAAAUGAAACCUAAACCCAGAAUUCUUCCAAUCAAAAACACAGCUUCAGCAGAAAACAGCAGCCUUGAAGCAGAAAACCACUUCACACCUUCACCUCGGCCAAGGAGCAUGCUGAAAAAGCACAGGCUCCAGGAAGAAAAAGAUGGGCUGGGAGAAGAGAGAGAAACUGCCCUCCGGGAAGAACUAGAGGCACAUCCUGCACCUUCAUCCCUCCCAGAGCUGAAGGACAGACAGCCAGAAGCUGAGGAAAAAACAUUCUCUGAAGACCUUGACCCUGAGCAGGAUCCAUGGUUAACAAGUUUGUCAUCAUCAUCCCUUAAAGAAAGUUUUGGAGAUUCCCUUUCACCAGGAUCUGGGGAAAAAACAUCUAUAAAAGAUCAGAAUGAAGAAUUCACUGAAAACCAUCAUUCCUUGAAAUCAGACAAAAAUGAAGAUAAUUCAUUUUUGAUAGACUUUGUUACUUCUGCACUUGAGAAAUCCAAGGAAGGGCAAGUGACUUCUGAUGACCUUGAAGAAAACAAGGAGAAAGCUAAAUUGGAAAUGAAUGAUGACUUAACUGUUGAUCCACCACUAUCUCAGCAGAAUUUAAGAUCUACCAGUGCAACUGAAUCUGCAAAGAAAACAACUGAAGAUAGAAAUAAGAAGAAUAAACAGUCAGCAAAUAAUAGAGCAUCCAGUGCCUCCGGCAGAUUAAUGACCUCUGAGUUUUUAAAGAAUUCUAGUUCUAUAAGGAGAACUCCAUCAAAAACUACCUCUUCUCACUAUUUAGGGACUUUGAAAGUCUUGGAUCAAAAGUCCUCACACAAACAGAACAAAGAACCUGACAAAGCAGAUAACAUAAGGGCAGCUGUUUAUCAGGAGUGGUUAGAGAAGAAAAAUGUAAAAAUACAUGAAAAGCACAGAAUUAAAAGGAUUGAAAGUGAAAAUUCAAGGAUCCAAAAUGAACAGAAAAGAGCUGCUAAGAGAGAAGAAGCCUUAGCAUCAUUUGAAGCCUGGAAGGCUAUGAAGGAAAAGGAAGCUAAGAAAAUAGCUGCAAAAAAAAGGCUUGAGGCCAAAAACAAGAAGAAAACUGAAGAAGAAAAUGCUGUGAGAAAAGAAGAAGCACAACAUGCUUUUGAAAGAUGGAAAGAAAAAAAGAUAGAAUAUCUUAAAGAGAAAAAUAAAAAGGAAAAAGAAUAUGAAAGAGCAAAGAAACAGAAGGAGGAGGAAACUAUUGCUGAGAAAAAGAAAGACAACCAAACUGCUGUGGAAAAAUGGAAUGAAAAAAAGGAAGCUUUUUUGAAAGAAAAGGGGAAAGAGAAAAUCAGUGAAAAAAGGAAAGAAGAACUGAAAAGAGCUGAGAAAAAAGAUAAAGAUAAACAAGCUAUUGAUGAAUAUGAAAAAUGGCUGGAAAAGAAAGAAAGGCAGGAAAGAAUGGAACGAAAAGUAAAGAAACGUCAUUCCUUUCUUGAAAAUGAGGCACUUCCUCCAUGGAGUCCUCCAAGCAGAACUGUGUUCUCAAAAGUGAUUUGAUAAUUCUACUUCUUACAUUAUUUAGUUAUUAAUUCAGUGAUGUUAGCCAUAGUUUUAAAACUACGUAUCCAGUUAUUUAUAGUUAGAAUAUUUAUUUUAAAUUAAAUGCCAGCCACUUCUGCUGAUCAUGAAAAGGAUGCUUUGGAGCUUCACCAGUGAAAACAUUGAAAGUGGUUUUUGAGCUGUAGAUAAACUGCCUCAAAUUAAAAGCUCUAAUCAUCAGAAUUCUCUUACCUUUAAAAUACCCUUUAUCAUAUGCUGAGGAUUCUUACAAUCAGGUGAUCAGUGAUCACUUUCUCUACACUGUUCAGGUUAUUUAAGUAUGUUUAUUCCCAAUAGUAAAAAGGAAACCAUUUAGUACAAUAACUAUAGAAAUAAUUGUAUUUAUGUAUGUUUAUACAUCUAGAUUCAGGUUUUUAAAUUGAAAGGUUGCUGGGGAGUAUGAAUAUAUUAUUCUAAAAUUGAUCUUUAGCUCGAAGCAGUUGCAUUUGCACUUUGCAAGCUAGAAUUUUGGUCAACUGAGGGAAUAGUUCAGUAGAAUGCUAAUCAUUGCGGCAUUUUAUUUAAGAAUUCUGUCUUAUGUUUUAAUUUGAAUGAGCUUUACCUGUUCUAGGCUUAUGUGACAAUCACAGGCACUUUGUCAUGGGGAGACCUCUGAAAUUUGUCUUUCUAAAUUCUAUCUCGCUUUAUUGUUUGUGAUACUAAAAAGAUAUCCAUUCCAUGGUAGUGAUAUACUUACACAUUAGUUAAGGAAAUGCCACAAGAAUUCAAGGCCAUUAUCACUAUUAUUAUUUUCCAGACUGAAGCCAUAAAAUUGAUGAAAGCAAUUUUUGUCCUUUUAACUAAUCCAGAAUCUUAUAGCUUGUAUUUGGAAGACAGCUGUAUGUAUGAGAAGGUAACUUGUAGAGAAAAUGUCCAGUUUUUAUUUAUUAGAUCUCUGCAUAUCCUUCUAUUUAUUGGACUCAUACUUGAAUUGGUCAGCUAGUUUAUCACAGACCAAGUGAACGCUCUCGGAGUUGAAAUGCUACUUUAGCCAACGUGCAAUGCAAUAAUGGAUAAGAAUAAGCAGUUACUAUUUAUUAAGCACCUAUUUUAUUCUCUCUGCUGAGUAUUUACAAAUGUUAUUUCCAUCUUUACAACAACUCAUCAGGGUAGGUAUUAUUAGUCUCAUUUUGCAGAUACAAUACUGAGACUCAGAGAAAUCAAGUAAGUUGCCACACUCUUAGCAUGUGACUGAGUUGGGAUUAGCUAGACCUGAUUAAGUGGGUCACCCUUCAGAAGCCACAUGCCCAUUUCAUGCUCUCACGUGGCCUCUGAGAAUUUUCUCAAGCCCUUUGUGUUAUAUCAAACUUAAAACACAUUUUACCUCUCAGAUCCUACAAUCACGUAUUAUUAUCCAGAGAUUAUCUUUCCCUUAAGAAAUAGCUGUAGACAUCUAUAAAGUAGAAACAGAAUUCAUAAUAUUUAAGGAUUUAGUCAAAUGCUUUGUAUCUAGGAUUAGAAUGUUAGAAAACCAGCAGGUUAUGGAAUAUAGGCAUUGAGAUAGUCACUCAGGAGUUUCACACUCUGAGAAUUAAUCUUGAUACAGUGAAUAUGCAAGGUAAGAAAGAUGUCAUGGGUCCCUUUGUAAGGUCACAUCAGUGCUACCGACAAAUAAAUGACAUUUUUAUAUAGCCUGAACUAGGAGAAUACUUAAUCAUUACCAGCAACAUGUAUUAUCAGCAUGGAAUUUAGGGCCUCUUACUCAUCUGUGUGUCCCCCAUAGUACCAAACACAGUGCCUACCAGAAUAGAUCAUUCAGUGCUAAUUGCAUCUAACUAGCUGUUCAAAGCUAAAAAUAUACUUGCAAAUUCCAGGAAGUAAAAGGAAAAAUGGAAAAAAGGAUAGCUACUUUUAUGGCUGUGAAAUCAUAAAUGUGUCAUAGAUUUCCCAUUAAUAUUUAUUUCAACUUCCUGAUCAUUUUCUUCUACAUUAUCACAUUUAGUGGGUUACCAUUAUCACCUCUAAGUUGUCAGAUUGAAUGAAAUUAAUUAAUGUAAACAUAUGGCACAUAUGGUUUAUUGAUGUUCAUUUUUUUCAUUAUUGACUACCAUGAGCCCUAUAUUUCCCUAUUUUGUAUGCAUGAGAAGGUUAACAUAGAUGGGGUUGAUAAUGGCUAUUUGACAUAUAUAAGAAGAAAUCUUUGCUUUCCUGGUCAGUCUAGGUCAGUGGUUAGCAAACUGCGGCUCGCGAGCCACAUGCAGCUCUUUGGCCCCUUGAGUGUGGCUCUUCCACAAAAUACCACGUGUGGGCACACAUGUACAGUGCGAGUGAAACUUCGUGGCCCAUGCGCAGAAGUCGGUAUUUUGUGGAAGAGCCACACUCAAGGGGCCAAAGAGCCGCAUGUGGCUCUCGAGCUGCAGUUUGCCGACCACUGGCUAGGUCAUAGCACUCAAAAGAGAAUAUGGAGGUGACCUCUACUUAGGGACCUCCUAAAAAGAAAUCUAAUUUCUUAGUGUUGCUUGUGAGGUAGGAUGAAAAGAGAUAUUGAAAUGUUUGCAAAGACCGAACAAGCAAUUUCCUUCAAAAGAAUACUUUUGUCUUACUUUGAUUAAAAUAUAUAUGUGUAUAAUUUCCUGUUUAUAUAGCAACCAGUGCUGAUUGAAUUAUCUAGUUGAAUGAAGUCAACUCUUCUCCUGUAGCAGAAAUAAAGCUGACUUUUGGAAGGUAGGUGAAAAUAUAGUACUCUUUACCUUCUGAGAUUUCAAGGGGAGAAUCAAGCCUAGUAAUAGUCUCUUGAAUAUAUUCAUCUAUUUAAAGGAUAUAGUUUCCCCAUAUUUCCUUUAAAAGUCUCAAAUAUCAAUGUACAUCAGUGAUUUUUAACUGGUGUGCCACAAGAAUUUUUAAAACAUGCACUACCUGACUAGUCAGGGACACUGACCUCUUUUCCCUUAGAUUGUCAAAUAAUAAAAUGACACUAUGAUAGCCAUCCAGUGUGAAUAAGUUAAAAAGAAUUUUUUUAUCAGGUUGGCAAAACAUUUUUUUUUUUUGGUGUACUGCAGAAUUUUAGUAAUUAGUUUAUGUGUGCCAUGAGAUGAAAAUAGCUGAUGUAGAAAUUUGCUGAUUAAGUUUUCAAUAAUUUAUAAAAUAAGGGAAUUUUAAUUCAAAUUAACAUAGGGUAAGCCUAUAGAUUUUCAGAUUAUUAAAUUGUAUUAUCACUUAAAAAAUGCUGACACUUCAAAGUAAAGAAAAUAGAAAUGUAAUGAAUUUUUUAAAACAUUACCAAAAAAACAUUUCCCUAGAAAUUUAAGUAUUAGUAAUAAAAAGUAAUUUUUAUGCAGAAUUUAAGUUUCAAUAAUCAAGAAAAUAGUAGUGUUACAUAAGUAAACAAACAACAGCAUUUUAGAUCAGAAGGAGGUUUAAGUUUUCUAAAUGAAAGAAAUUAACUGUUCAGGGAUAACAAUAUUCUAGUGGUUUAUAGAGCAUCACAUUUUUCAAGUGACAGUAGUGCACUUACUCUUUUAAAUAGUAUUGAAACGGAUGUUUUUCACUGUUGCCAAAGCAGUAUCUGAGAGUAGCUAGGUGUCCACAGUAGUAUGCAACUUACUAGGUGUACCGGUUAAUAAAAGGAAUGUUAAUAAUUUAAUAACCGUGACCCAAACUUUUUUUCUAAAUUGAAGAAACUGAUUCCCAAAGACUUUGUCUUGCCCAAGCUCACAAAACUACUGUAAGAAAUCUGGAUUAGAACUUAGGUAUCAGGCUUCCCAGUUGUAUUCUGCCCACCAUUUACAAUUUUGAUAAUCUGGUAAAACAUUCACACUAAUUUUUGUGACUGGUCAUUAUUGGUUGAAUUUUAUCCUCUCAGAUGUGCCUUUAUUUUUCCACUAGCUCCAUAACUAUCCACCAGAUCAAAGCAGCUCACCUACCCUACCACUGAUAGUGUGAAGAAAUACUAAAGUUUAAGUCCAGGGUCAUGGGCAGGAGAGAAAAGGAAUUUCACAAAAUAGGAAAAAUUGCAUGCCAGCCAAAACAGUUCCCAAGAGUAAACUAGUACAGGAAACAUAUUUUCCUCUUUUAAUCUUGGCUCUGAUUUCAGGAGUGCUACAUUUAAAAGUAAUUAAACCCAUAUGCUUUCAUUCUACACAAGGCAAACUUAUCAUUUUUCCUGCCUCCUAAGUACAUUGGCUCACAGAAUAAUAAAUGCUUAACUCUCAGAGACCUCUGAAUUCUCUUACUUUAAAAUUCCAGGUGAUUUGAUUAUUUUAAAGUAUAUAUGUUGCAAGUAAUCGUAGAAUGUUAACUUGGGUGAACACAAUUCUUGGUUGUUGACCUUGGAUGUUAAGAAUUAUUUGAGGAGAUGUAUUUAAUGUCUGCUUUUUUAUCUAGCAUAUUUUCAUGUAAUGCUUAAUUAAAGUGAACCAUUCAAGAUUUA
Messenger RNA from Myotis daubentonii (Daubenton's bat), 6565 nucleotides. It is a transcript of the gene MAP9, whose product is annotated as microtubule associated protein 9. Gene Ontology annotation, cellular component: astral microtubule. Gene Ontology annotation, biological process: regulation of mitotic cytokinesis; mitotic spindle assembly; mitotic cytokinesis. The record is from RefSeq and is a predicted model, not a curated record. Gene Ontology annotation, molecular function: microtubule binding. Lineage: Eukaryota; Metazoa; Chordata; Mammalia; Chiroptera; Vespertilionidae.